Messenger RNA from Bursaphelenchus xylophilus (pine wood nematode), 3179 nucleotides. The record is from the annotation of a GenBank genome assembly. NCBI's taxonomy places the organism in Eukaryota, Metazoa, Nematoda, Chromadorea, Rhabditida, Aphelenchoididae.
AUGGCCUCGGUUCCAACGUAAGUGGAAUUAUUCAAUAUAAUAUUUUCGGUUUAGAAAACAAGACGAGAAGACGAAGAAGAAUGAGGCUCUGGCUACUGCUAUCCUUAAGGACAAACACAAGCCCAACCGAUUGAUCGUUGAGGGUUCUAGCAAGGACGAUAACUCUGUUGUUGGACUCAGUCAAGCCAAGAUGGACGAACUCGGACUUUUCCGUGGAGAUAACGUGUUCUUGAAGGGAAAGAAGAGACGCGAAACGAUCGCUAUUGUCCUCGCCGAUGAGUCCUGCACUAACGAUAAGAUCUUGAUGAAUCGUGUGGUUAGACACAACUUGAGAGUUAGAUUGGGAGAUGUUGUCAGGUAAGUAUUUGUGGUUAAUAUUGGACAGAAAUCGAGGUAUAAGAAAGCGUGUUUUGAUGAUGGUUGGAGAUGCGUUGAUACAACCCUCGAACAAAAAACAUGCUCCCAGAACAGAGCGUUUCGGUAAAAGGAAGCCGAUCUGGUCUACUUGCGGGGCAUACAAAAAAAAUCAGAACUUUAUAGUUGCAGUUUUGUAAAUUAGAAAGCUGUUUACAUUCUAACAUUUUUUAUUUUAUAGCAUCACCGCGGCUCCAAGCAUCAGCUAUGGAAAGCGAAUCCAGGUGUUGCCCAUAGAUGACACCAUUGAAGGGCUCACCGGAAACCUUUUUGAAGUCUUCUUGAAGCCAUACUUCGUUGAAACUUAUCGUCCGGUACAUAAAGGUGACAUUUUCUCUAUCAAGGCUGCUAUGAGGACCGUCGAAUUUAAGGUGGGUAUUUUUGAAGGAUUCAUCUGUUCUUUAGGCAAACGAACGCGAUGAUAUCUAUAUUUAUCCUCUUUAGGUUAUUGAGACGGACCCAUCUCCAUGCUGUAUCGUCGCUCCUGACACUCUGAUUCAUUACGAAGGAGAGCCCAUCAAGCGAGAGGAAGAAGAAGAGAACAUUAAUGAUGUUGGCUACGAUGAUAUUGGUGGUGUCAAGAAGCAGUUGGCUCAGAUCAAGGAGAUGGUUGAACUUCCACUUCGCCAUCCUCAACUAUUUAAGUCCAUUGGUAUCAAAGUGAGCCUUUUUUCAUGCAGGGUUUCCAUAGUUUUUUAUGUAUGGCGAUGAUGAAUUGUGCAGGGGUCCUGAAAUUGGCCAACAUGUGAUCCAAUGCGGGUUGAAGGGAGAGGCAACGGUGUCUCCGAUCUCUUCUCGCAGAGUAAAAGCACACUCUGAGCUUCUCUUCCUUAUAAUUUUGAAUAUAUUUGUCUUCAACUUCCGUCUCUAAUGAAAUUAUUUUUAGCCUCCACGUGGUAUCCUCCUCUACGGGCCUCCUGGUACUGGUAAAACACUGAUUGCUAGAGCUGUGGCCAACGAAACUGGAGCGUUCUUCUUCUUGUUGAACGGUCCCGAAAUUAUGAGUAAAUUGGCUGGUGAAUCCGAAUCUAACCUGAGAAAGGCUUUCCAAGAAUGUGAGAAGAACUCCCCUUCAAUUCUUUUCAUCGAUGAGAUUGAUGCUAUUGCUCCUAAGAGAGAGAAGACUCAUGGAGAAGUUGAACGUCGUAUUGUCUCCCAACUUUUGACCUUGAUGGAUGGUCUGAAGCAACGUUCUCACGUCGUUGUGAUGGCCGCCACCAACAGACCCAACUCGAUUGAUCCCGCUCUUCGUCGUUUCGGUCGAUUUGACAGAGAGAUUGACAUUGGAAUUCCGGAUGCUCCAGGGCGUCUGGAGGUUCUCAAAAUUCAUACCAAGAACAUGAAGCUUGCGGCGGACGUUGAUCUGGAACAGAUCGCCAACGAAUGCCACGGCUACGUCGGUGCCGAUUUGGCUUCCCUCUGCUCUGAAGCCGCUCUUCAACAGAUCCGUGAAAAGAUGGAGUUGAUCGACCUUGAGGAAGAUACUAUUGAUGCUGAGGUUCUCAAUUCUUUGGCCGUUUCGAUGGAGAACUUCAGAUUUGCUUUGGGCAAGAACACUCCAUCGGCUCUCCGUGAGACAGUUGUUGAGACUCCCAACAUUGACUGGAGUGAUAUUGGAGGUUUGGAGAGCGUCAAGAGGGAACUUCAAGAGCUUGUUCAGGUGGGUUUACCUAAUAUUUUUGACUUUCUUCAAAUUAAUCUUUUACAAUUGCCUGCUUUAGUAUCCAGUGGAGCAUCCUGAAAAGUAUCUCAAGUUUGGAAUGCAACCUUCUCGAGGUGUUCUGUUUUAUGGCCCUCCCGGUUGCGGUAAGACCUUGUUGGCCAAGGCUAUUGCCCAUGAAUGUCAAGCCAACUUCAUCUCCAUCAAGGGUCCUGAACUGUUGACCAUGUGGUUUGGAGAAUCCGAAGCCAAUGUUCGUGACGUGUUCGACAAGGCUCGUGCCGCUGCUCCUUGUGUUCUGUUCUUUGAUGAAUUGGACUCGGUUGCCAAAUCUCGUGGAGGAAAUGUUGGCGAUGCUGGGGGUGCCGCUGACCGUGUGAUCAACCAGAUUUUAACUGAAAUGGAUGGAAUGGGUGCCAAGAAGAACGUUUUCAUUAUUGGUGCGACCAACAGGUAGGAGAACGUUUUGUUAUUAUUCAUUCGUUUUUAGACCAGAUAUUAUUGACUCCGCUAUCCUCCGACCUGGCCGUCUUGACCAGUUGAUCUACAUCCCUCUGCCAGAUGAGCCAUCUCGUCUCCAAAUUUUCAAGGCCAAUCUCAAGAAAUCUCCGGUUGCCAAAGACAUCGAUCUCGGUUUCCUGGCCAAAUCUACCGUCGGAUUCUCCGGUGCUGACAUCACUGAAAUCUGUCAAAGAGCUUGUAAGUUGGCCAUCAGAGAAAGCAUUGAACGGGAGAUUACCUUGGAAAAAGAAAGACAGAAGAGACAGGCCAAGGGAGAAGAGCUGAUGGAAGAUCAAGAACAAGAUCCAGUGCCUGAGAUUACUCGUCUGCAUUUCGAAGAGGUAGGUUUUUGAAAAUGUACUUUGUUUGUUUUUGUUUCAAUGGUUUUCAACAACUUUUUCAGGCGAUGAAAUUCGCCCGUCGAUCUGUGUCGGAUAACGACAUCGUCAAGUAUGAGAUGUUUGCCCAGACGCUCCAACAACAACGUGGAUUCGGCAAUAACUUCAGGUUCCCCGACCAAGGAGGAGCUCAGCCCGCUGGAGUCCCCAACCAGCCCGCUGCCCAACCCGUCGGAGGAAACGAUGACGAUGAUCUUUACAGUUGA